UCCCUGGGGCCUCAGGGCCGCCCGGCCACCGCUCUGCCGCUGCGGGGGCUGUUUACCUCGGGGAGGGCGAAGGGACAGCGCGGCCCGGGGAGCCCGAACCGGCGGCUGCCGGGCUGUGGGAACUGCCAUCUAAUCCCCGUGAUCCGGGUCGGCGGCUCCGUGGGGAGCGAGGGCAGCGCCCCCCGCUCCCGGCGCCAGCCCCAGGUCGCCUCCGCACAAGCGUGGGGACUCCCCACGGCGCAAUCUCCCCGGCUGCCUGGUUGUGGCCGCUUCUGCUUAGGGAACGUGGAGGCCAAGCAGCAGAAGUGAUUUCUGAAAACGAGCUUGAAGAAGUGACACUCUAGAGACUUAGUGCUGAGCCGCAUCGCAUCUUGCCUUUAUCCUCAGAAUCAACUAUCAAGAUAAAGGCACAAAAAUGACAGAGUUUUGGCUGAUUUCUGCUCCUGGGGAAAAGACCUGUCAACAGACAUGGGAGAAGCUACAUGCAGCAACUACAAAACAUAACAAUCUUUCCACUAAUUCAAAGUUCAAUAUUCCGGACUUGAAGGUUGGCACACUGGAUGUUUUGGUUGGUUUGUCAGAUGAGCUGGCUAAACUGGAUGCAUUUGUGGAGAGUGUUGUAAAGAAGGUGGCCCAAUAUAUGGCUGAUGUGCUGGAAGACAGUAAAGAUAAAGUUCAGGAGAAUCUUCUGGCCAAUGGAGUUGACUUGGUCACCUAUAUAACAAGGUUCCAAUGGGAUAUGGCCAAAUACCCUAUCAAGCAAUCCUUGAAGAAUAUUUCAGAAAUUAUUGCAAAGGGAGUAAACCAGAUUGACAAUGAUCUAAAAGCAAGAGCCUCGGCAUACAAUAAUCUGAAAGGGAAUCUUCAGAAUUUGGAAAGAAAGAAUGCGGGAAGCUUGCUAACCAGAAGUCUUGCUGAUAUUGUAAAGAAAGAGGACUUUGUACUUGAUUCAGAAUAUUUGGUCACGUUAUUAGUGAUUGUGCCGAAGUUAAAUUACAACGACUGGGUUAAGCAGUAUGAAACACUAGCAGAGAUGGUUGUACCACGUUCCAGCAAUGUACUCUUUGAGGACCAAGACAGCUACCUUUGUAAUGUCACCUUGUUCAGGAAGGCAGUGGAUGACUUCAAGCACAAAGCCAGAGAAUAUAAGUUUAUGGUCCGUGACUUCCAGUACAAUGAAGAAGAGAUGAAAGCCGAUAAAGAAGAAAUGAAUAGACUGUCAACUGACAAGAAGAAACAGUUUGGGCCUCUGGUUCGGUGGCUGAAAGUUAAUUUCAGUGAAGCUUUCAUUGCAUGGAUUCAUGUGAAAGCGUUACGUGUUUUUGUUGAAUCUGUUUUAAGGUACGGUUUGCCAGUUAACUUCCAGGCAAUGCUGCUUCAGCCUAAUAAGAAAACAAUGAAGAAACUGAGGGAAGUUCUGUAUGACUUAUACAAACAUCUUGACAGCAGUGCAGCAGCUAUCAUUGAUGCAACUAUGGAUAUUCCAGGUUUAAACCUCAGCCAACAGGAGUACUACCCAUAUGUGUACUACAAGAUCGAUUGUAAUUUACUGGAAUUCAAGUAAAAGUUCCCUAACAUGACAA
Molecule: messenger RNA, 1583 nt
Organism: Vidua chalybeata
Lineage: Eukaryota; Metazoa; Chordata; Aves; Passeriformes; Viduidae
Gene: ATP6V1C1
Product: ATPase H+ transporting V1 subunit C1
Exons: 13
Coding region: 416-1564 (382 amino acids)
Biological process (GO): proton transmembrane transport
Cellular component (GO): vacuolar proton-transporting V-type ATPase, V1 domain; lysosomal membrane
Molecular function (GO): proton-transporting ATPase activity, rotational mechanism
Source: RefSeq, a predicted model, not a curated record